GGCCCGGCGGCGGGGCGGGGCCAGCGGCUACACCGGGCGGUGAUGGCGGCGGACGGGGACUGGGAGGAUUUCUAUGAGUUCCAGGAGUCUACCCCGAGCCCCCAGCGCCAGGAGAACUGCCACGAGAGCGCCGAAGCCGCGGCAGGGGUGGGCGAGGGAGGCGACGGCUUCCCGGCGCUGGCUUGCAGCUUGGAGGAGAAGCUGAGCCUGUGUUUCCGCCCCUCGGGGCCGGGCGCCGAGCCCCCGCGGACGGCUGUGCGGCCCAUCACGGAGUGCAGCCUCCUGCAAGGGGACGAGAUUUGGAAUGCCCUGACAGACAAUUAUGGAAAUGUGAUGCCUGUGGAUUGGAAGUCAUCCCAUACUAGAACUUUGCAUUUGCUUACUCUGAACCUCUCAGAAAAAGAGAUAAGUGACAGUUUGCUAUUUGACACAUCAGAUGAUGAGGAGCUGAGAGAACAGCUAGAUAUGCAUUCAAUCAUCGUCUCCUGUGUGAAUGACGAGCCCCUCUUCACUGCAGACCAGGUUAUUGAAGAAAUUGAAGAAAUGAUGCAAGAAUCCCCAGAUCCAGAAGAUGAUGAAACCCCCACACAGUCAGAUCGGCUUUCAAUGCUUUCCCAGGAAAUUCAAACUCUUAAGAGAUCUAGUACGAGCAGUUAUGAAGAAAGAGUAAAGAGGCUUUCAGUAUCUGAACUAAACGAACUGCUGGAAGAAAUUGAGACCGCCAUUAAGGAAUACUCUGAAGAGCUGGUGCAGCAGCUGGCCCUGCGAGAUGAACUGGAGUUUGAGAAGGAAGUGAAAAACAGCUUUAUUUCUGUUCUCAUUGAAGUGCAAAACAAACAGAAAGAGCACAAGGAAACAGCCAAAAAGAAAAAGAAACUCAAGAAUGGCAGCUCUCAGAAUGGGAAGAGUGAGCGAAGUCAUAUGCCUGGCACACGCUUCAGCAUGGAAGGGAUCUCAAAUGUCAUUCAGAAUGGCCUCCGCCACACCUUUGGAAAUUCAGGUGGAGAGAAACAGUACUUGACAACAGUCAUUCCUUACGAUAAAAAAGGUGGACCACCAUCUGUGGAAGAUCUUCAGAUAUUAACAAAAAUUCUCCGUGCCAUGAAAGACGACAGUGAGAAAGUUCCAAGUCUGUUAACUGACUACAUACUGAAAGUUCUGUGUCCGACAUAGGGCAGUGUCACUCCGGGAGCAGCUGUCUUGCAUGGACUACAGGCUCUAUUUCCUGUCGUGUUGUUCUGAAAGCUGGCUGCCAUUAGGACCUGCUGUUGGAAGCUCGGCACACUUGAACCUGGGUUUGGAUUCAGUAUUAAUAGAUCAUGCCUUCACUCAUGAUAGAGCCAGAACAACUAUGGCACUAUUUUGAAUUCUAGAGAUGGUUUUUGUUAAAUACUAACAAUUAUGAACUCUUCUCCAGCUUUGUAAAGGGGAGUAAUAAGAAUUGUGCUUGUGCAGUUACAUUUUUUCAUUGAGUUUUUAAGGCUUUCUAGUUCUAACCUGCAAUGAAGAACUAGGCUAAACCAUUGGGAAAUUUAUCUAUAGUUGUUCUUCAUUGAUGGCAAAAACCAACAUUGAUUUUUGUAAGAGAAUUAUCAGUAUAAAUAUUACCUAUCAGUGUUGUCCAGAGAGACUGAGAUUUAACAAACUUGGGCUAUUCUUGGAAGCAGUGAAACCAGAAUAACCAGAUGUGUUAUGUUGGUUUGGUAUUUAGUAAAUAUCAAAACUGUCAGACAAGACUGACUUUAGUUUGUUGCAUGUUUCACUGUUGUUCAAAUUUUAACCAUUAAGUUGCCAUUCACUCACUUUUACUUAGAUGUUUAAAUGUUUUAUGUGAAGUGUACUUUAAAAGGAGCUUGCAUCCUUUAAGGUGCUUAAGAAACGGUAUGCUGCAACAUUACCCACUUCCCAUCCUGUGUUCCAUUUUAUUCAUGUGUUUUCCCACAGUACUGAUUCUGGAAAUGGCUACUGCAUCACUAAUCAUGAAGUACCUCUGCCAGUUUCAAUCAAGUCAAUGUCAUAUAAUAAAUGUUGGGGGAAAAAGUAAUAUAUAUUUGAAGA
This is a messenger RNA of Condylura cristata (star-nosed mole), 2058 nucleotides long. It is a transcript of the gene FEZ2, whose product is annotated as fasciculation and elongation protein zeta 2 (zygin II). NCBI's taxonomy places the organism in Eukaryota, Metazoa, Chordata, Mammalia, Eulipotyphla, Talpidae. The coding region runs from base 43 to 1173 and encodes 376 amino acids. The transcript is spliced from 9 exons. The record is from RefSeq and is a predicted model, not a curated record. Gene Ontology annotation, cellular component: cytoplasm; axon.